AUGCGGUUUUUCAUCACUGCAGCGGUUGCUUCGCUUCUACAGACCUGCUUCGCAGCGACUGCGACGGAUUGGCGGUCGAGGUCUAUCUAUCAGGUCUUCACGGAUCGCUUUGCACGAACGGAUGGCAACACUGCAGCUCCUUGCAAUGUAGCGAACAACCUGUACUGCGGCGGUACCUGGAAAGGCCUGGAGAAGAAGCUGGACUACAUAAAGAACAUGGGCUUCACAGCUGUAUGGAUAUCACCCAUAACAGCACAGGUGGCCAAUGCCUAUCAUGGUUACUACCAGAAUGACCUCUACUCACUCAAUACUCAUUUCGGCACGGCGCGCGACUUGCGGUCCCUAGCGUCAGCGCUGCACUCAAAAGGCAUGUACCUCAUGGUCGACAUCGUGCCCAACCACAUGGCCUUCGCCAGCUGCCCCGACAAAGUCGACUUCCGCCGCUUAAAGACCUUCAACCAUCCCGACAAAUUCCACAGCUAUUGUCCAAUCAAGAACACGGGGAACCAGACCGAGCUCGAAGACUGCUGGCUCGGCGACUGCAACAUGGCUUUGCCUGACAUCAAGACCGACGACCCGUUGGUGGCGCGUGAAAUGAACGCUUGGAUCAGGUGGCUGGUUUCCGCCCAUAACGUCGACGGGCUCCGCAUCGACAGCGUCAAGAACGUGAACAAGGCCUUCUUCCCACCGUUCUGCCGCGCCGCGGGUGUAUUCUGCAUGGGCGAGGUAUCCGAGGGCCACGCAAACUACACGUACCCGUAUCAGAAACAGAUGGACUCUGUGCUGGACUAUCCGCUGUACUACUCCAUCACCCGCGUGUUUCAACAGAAGAGCAACAUGUCGGAUUUGGUUGUCGCGCUGGCGUCGUGCACAGAUAAUCAAGAGACGGGUUGCAAGGACCCGACGCUGCUGGGCGCAUUCUUCGAGAACCAUGAUAACCCGCGCUUUGCAAACGUCACGCAGGAUCUCAGCCUGGUGAAGAACGCGCUGACUUUUACCAUGCUGGGGGAUGGCAUACCGAUCGUGUAUCAAGGUCAGGAACAGAAUUUUGCUGGUGGCGACGACCCUUGGUGUCGCGAGGCGCUGUGGUCAUCCCAAUUCAACACCACAUCCCCCCUCUAUAAACACACCGCACUCCUCAACAACAUCCGCAACCACAUCGUCUCCGAGAGUGCCCCUUAUCUUAGCUACCAGACCCGCAUCCUCGCGUAUACUGCGACGGAAAUGCAGCUCCGCAAGGGCGCGAUCCGCACCGUGCUAAGCAAUCAGGGAGAGCAUGCACCAACGUGGGCGCUCAAGACGCAGGGAAUGGAGUUUGAGAAGGGAAAGACUGUAUUCGAUGUGUUGAGCUGUGCUAGGUACGGUGUCGAUGGUAAUGGCGAGGUUGACGUGAAUAUGAGAUCCGGGGAACCGGUUGUGCUGGUCGAGGAGAACGUGCUGCGUGGGAGCGAUCUGUGUACAUGUGAGCGAGGACGUGGGUCGCCGCGGUAUCGUACUGUGUGUGGCGGAGAGCGGGGCACGCAUGACUUGUAG
Messenger RNA from Paraphaeosphaeria sporulosa, 1533 nucleotides. Its product is annotated as alpha-amylase. Bases 1 to 1533 code for a protein of 510 amino acids. Gene Ontology annotation, molecular function: alpha-amylase activity; calcium ion binding. Gene Ontology annotation, biological process: carbohydrate catabolic process. The transcript is spliced from 4 exons. The record is from RefSeq and is a predicted model, not a curated record. Lineage: Eukaryota; Fungi; Ascomycota; Dothideomycetes; Pleosporales; Didymosphaeriaceae.